AUGAAUUUUAGCAAGCCUACUCUUAUUAGCCUUCUGGCUUUCGCAGCACUAUCUUGCGGCGUCCAGGCAGCCGAACUGGGCGAGAAAGGCUUUGUAUGCGGCACCAAGUAUACCAAGGGAGAAGAGGCUGUUGGCCGUUUGCGCCGCGAGUUUGCUCCUACUGCAGAGGUCUUCCGCCGCAAUGGCGUCCCGGUUGAGAUCGCCCCCAUUAGCGUCGACGUUUAUGUGCACGUCGUUUCUACUCCAGGUAUUAAGCCUGCUAAAGGCCCUGUUGUAGGGAUUGACUCUAUUGAUGAUACAGUUGUUCGCAACCAGGUGGCAGUGCUUAACGAUAGCUUCAAGCCUGCAAACAUAUCCUUCACUUUCAAGGAGACUGAUAAGACAUCCUACGAUAACUGGGACUUUGCGAACUUUGCCACACACGAGUUAAAUUUAAAGAAGAAGCUCCACAAGGGUAGUAAGACGGCUCUUAACCUCUAUAUUAUACAGUAUUUGGGCGAGAAUAAAGGAGGUAUGUGCAACGCUCCCUGGGGUCUAAACCAGACUGAUGGACUGGUCUUGGACGGAUGUUUCAUCGAUAGCCGAACGGUUCCUGGCGGUCCAAUGGCUACCAAUAACCAAGGCAAGAUUGCCGUCCACGAGGUCGGCCAUUGGCUUGGCUUACUUCACACUUUUCAGGGCGGAUGCGAUGGCGAUGGCGAUCAAGUUGACGACACACCUGCUCAUACAUCUCGCUUUAUUGGCUGCACUGCUGAGGGCUUAGACACUUGCCCCCAGCCGGGCAUAGAUCCCGUUCAUAACUAUAUGGCCUAUAAUGGCGACGAAUGCAGUACGGAAUUCACCAAGGGCCAGAUCGAUCGUAUGCAUAGCAUGUGGCAAACGUACCGCUUGUAG
Messenger RNA from Pochonia chlamydosporia 170, 894 nucleotides. RefSeq names its product metalloprotease protein. The transcript is spliced from 3 exons. Gene Ontology annotation, molecular function: metallopeptidase activity. Bases 1 to 894 code for a protein of 297 amino acids. NCBI's taxonomy places the organism in Eukaryota, Fungi, Ascomycota, Sordariomycetes, Hypocreales, Clavicipitaceae. The record is from RefSeq and is a predicted model, not a curated record.